Molecule: messenger RNA, 2811 nt
Organism: Anguilla anguilla (European eel)
Lineage: Eukaryota; Metazoa; Chordata; Actinopteri; Anguilliformes; Anguillidae
Product: protein FAM102A-like
Exons: 12
Coding region: 733-1875 (380 amino acids)
Source: RefSeq, a predicted model, not a curated record
AAGCGCAGCGUCGCUAGUCAGCUGGUCGAGAUCUAUCUCGGUCGGCUUGAGGAACUGCGCACCGGAGUUUUGGUCAGCUACCUGGCUGUUUUUGUUCUCUCACCUGUUUAAUCUCUUUUUAAGAUUGUCAGCAAGUGCCACGUUUUUCUGGCGAGAAUUAGUUCGUUUAGCUGCAUGAAGAUUUAGUUUUUGCCUACGUGUGCGGUGCAUUCAUUUGAUCUAUUUCGCCGAAGAAUUGCAGCCCAGUUUGUGGGUAGCUCACGAGGUCCACGCAAUACCAACCCAGCGAGUUCAAUGAUCGGCAAGCUGUGCGAUAACUACAAAAUGUGAAGACCAUGGUUGAAGUCCGUGGCUCAGCAAGAAGUAUCAAAGUUCUGUUUUUUUGGCGAGUGUCAGUGGGGAUCCCGGAUUUGUAAAUUGGCAACGCGCUUAACACCUUUAAAAGGACAUUUACUCGGUCGUCAAAGAUCGGUAAGGCAGUUCCGAGAUGCUGAACCAGAACAUAAUUAAAAAGAAUUGCCAAGCUCCUGAUUAAAAUCGCAUCGGAAUUUAACAUCGUAAUUAACUUUUUUAAAUGUUAUUAUUACAUAUUAUAUAUUUUUUCAAAAUAAUAUUUUACCGAUUUUGUUUGUUCUAAAAGGUAGCCUAUCAUUUUUCUUUCGUGAGUACUUAAAAAGGCUCUCGUUGACACAUCAUCUCAACGCAAAGGAUCCACGAACGAUUUUUUUAGCCAUGGCAUUUUUAAUGAGAAAGAAAAAGUUUAAAUUUCAAACCAGUUUUACGCUGGAGGAACUGACGGCUGUGCCGUUUGUAAAUGGGGUGCUUUUCUGCAAAAUCCGAUUGCUGGACGGGGGAGAUUUCGUCGCUUCAUCUUCAAGGGAGGAGGUGCAGGAGAACUGCGUUCGCUGGAAGAAGAGGUUCUCCUUUGUGUGCAAGAUGAGUGCCAGCUCAGCGACCGGGGUGUUGGAUCCCUGUGUCUGUCGAGUCUCUGUCCGCAAGGAACUCAAAGGAGGAAAGACUUUCUCAAAGCUGGGCUUUGCCGAUCUGAACCUGGCGGAGUUCGCCGGCUCUGGCUCCACGGCGCGCUGCUGUCUGCUGGAGGGGUACGACACCAAGAACACCCGGCAGGACAACUCCAUACUGAAGGUCACGAUCGGGAUGACUCUGCUCUCUGGAGACCCCUGCUUUAAAACGCCCCCAAGCACAGCCAAGUCCAUCUUGGUCCCGGGACAGGACCACUCCCUGCAGCUGGACUGUAAGGGGGAAGGCACCACGAGCACACCCACCGUGGGACGGCCACUCAAAAUGAAGAGCCCCAUGCUCAGCUCUGGUCUGCUAAAGGAGCUGGAUCAGAACCCUUCCAGCCCAGAUGAGGUUUUUCACACCGGCCACUCCCGCAACUCCAGCUACACCAGCCAGCACAGCAAGACAUCAGGCUGCAGCACGGAGCACUCGGCCUCCUCCAGCCUGACGGACCUCACUCACCGCCGCACCGGCUCCACCAGCAGCAGCAGCGCUUCUGGGGCCCCCAGCACCGCCGCGGAGGCCCCCCAGGAGCCCGAAAGGGAGCCCCCUCGCCCGGAGAGACCACCCCGCCCCCCGCUCCCCAUCCUGCUCUCCAACCGCCCUUCCAGGAGGAAGAAGGACGUGGCGGAAGAGAGGCAGCCCACCUGGGUGGAUGACACGCGCAUCGAUGCCGAUGACAUCGUCGAGAAGAUCGUCCAGAGCCAGAACUUCUCUCACGACUUCAACAAUGAAGACAGUAACCUGAGACUGUUUGUCAGCCGGGAUGGGACCACAGCGCUCAGCGGGGUCCACCUGGGGAACAGGGUAUCAGCAGGAGUGUAUGAGCCUGUUGUGAUUGAGAGCCAUUAGACCAUGCAGUCCUGGAGACUCACCACCCUCCAUCUUGUCCAGCCUUGUGGAAGGAACAGCAACACCUGUGUGUGCACGUGCGUGCAUUUGUGCGUGUGUGCGGACAAAAACACAGCAAAACGAAAAAUACAGGAAGCGGGGAAAUCUGCUAUAACCCUGUUUGUGGUGAUUGGGUAUGAGUAUGUCACUUUUACAUUCUUGUUCUUGUUUAAACACACUGGACCUGGAAACUUGGAAAUCCCAAACUGCUUGGCACCUAAAAGAGAAGAAAGGCAUUCUGGUCAAUGUAGUGUGGAACACUGAAAAAUAGAGAUGUCUUAUGGAAAGCUUCAGUACAUUUUGGUGCCAAGGAGUCUGGGAAAUGAAGUUUUUUUUGGGAAGUGUAAUUUAGGGUAAUGGGAUCAGUUGCAUUAGGUGAACAACCACAGCUUAGUUCAGCUCUUCAACUUAACCUGUUUAACAUUACUGUUGCUAUUUGGUAGUUUAAACCUGUGAUUUGCUGAGUGUAUAUUACAUUUUUGUUUCUGUGUAUGUAUAUGAGAGGGAGAGAGAGACAAACUGAGGGAAGAAGGUGCAAGCUUAUUGACUUAUACACAAAUCUACACGGGGGAUAAAAUAUGGGCAAUAAUUUUUGAAGACCAUUACGUGGAGACACUAAGGGUCUAUUAAGUGGGUUUGAACACCCGGUUAGGUGUGGUCUGUCUCUCUCUCUCUCUCUCUCUCUCUUUCUUUCUGUCCCUCUUCCUCUGAUUGAGGAGAGAUGGAAGAGACAUUUUCCUGUUUUUCUUGCAUACAGCGGUUGAUACUGAAUAGUAAAAUGGUUUAGUGUGUACACAAAAAACGAACCCUGGCUCAUCGCCAGGUACGUAAAUGAGCUUUUGCAUAACUGGUGCAACCAAAUCGCAGACUUGGGGAAAAUGGGGAAAUGGUGGGGCU